Messenger RNA from Diceros bicornis minor, 1362 nucleotides. RefSeq names its product dopamine receptor D2 (gene DRD2). Gene Ontology annotation, molecular function: dopamine neurotransmitter receptor activity, coupled via Gi/Go; G protein-coupled receptor activity. Gene Ontology annotation, biological process: adenylate cyclase-activating adrenergic receptor signaling pathway; adenylate cyclase-inhibiting dopamine receptor signaling pathway. Lineage: Eukaryota; Metazoa; Chordata; Mammalia; Perissodactyla; Rhinocerotidae. Gene Ontology annotation, cellular component: glutamatergic synapse; presynaptic membrane. The transcript has 7 exons. Bases 28 to 1359 code for a protein of 443 amino acids. The record is from RefSeq and is a predicted model, not a curated record.
UGGCCACCCAGUGGCCCCACUGCCCCAAUGGAUCCACUGAACCUGUCCUGGUACGAUGACGAUCUGGAGAGCCAGAACUGGAGCCGGCCCUUCAAUGGGUCCGAUGGAAAGGCCGACAGGCCCCACUACAACUACUACGCCAUGCUGCUCACGCUGCUCAUCUUCGUCAUUGUCUUCGGCAACGUGCUGGUGUGCAUGGCUGUGACCCGCGAGAAGGCGCUGCAGACCACCACCAACUACCUGAUCGUCAGCCUCGCGGUGGCUGACCUCCUCGUAGCCACGCUUGUCAUGCCCUGGGUUGUCUACCUGGAGGUGGUGGGCGAGUGGAAAUUCAGCAGGAUUCACUGUGACAUCUUCGUCACUCUGGAUGUCAUGAUGUGCACAGCAAGCAUCCUGAAUCUGUGUGCCAUCAGCAUUGACAGGUACACGGCUGUGGCCAUGCCCAUGCUGUACAACACGCGCUACAGCUCCAAGCGCCGAGUCACUGUCAUGAUCACCAUCGUCUGGGUCCUGUCCUUCACCAUCUCCUGCCCGCUGCUCUUUGGACUCAACAACACCGAGCAAAACGAGUGCAUCAUCGCCAACCCCGCCUUUGUGGUCUACUCCUCCAUCGUCUCCUUCUACGUGCCCUUCAUCGUCACCCUGCUGGUCUACAUCAAGAUCUACGUCGUCCUCCGCAGGCGACGCAAGCGGGUCAACACCAAGCGCAGCAGCCGGGCUUUCCGGGCCAACCUGAAGACCCCACCCAAGGGCAACUGCACUCACCCCGAGGACAUGAAACUCUACACCGUUAUCAUGAAGUCUAAUGGGAGUUUCCCAGUGAACAGGCGGAGAUUGGACGCUGCCCGCCGAGCCCAGGAGCUGGAGAUGGAGAUGCUGUCCAGCACAAGCCCACCCGAGAGGACCCGGUACAGCCCCAUCCCACCCAGCCACCACCAGCUGACCCUCCCCGACCCGUCCCACCAUGGCCUCCACAGCACUCCUGACAGCCCUGCCAAGCCAGAGAAGAAUGGGCAUGCCAAAGACCACCCCAAGAUUGCCAAGAUCUUUGAGAUCCAGUCCAUGCCCAAUGGCAAAACCCGGACCUCGCUCAAGACCAUGAGCCGUAGGAAGCUCUCCCAGCAGAAGGAGAAGAAAGCCACCCAGAUGCUCGCCAUUGUUCUCGGCGUGUUCAUCAUCUGCUGGCUGCCCUUCUUCAUCACCCACAUCCUGAACAUACACUGUGACUGCAACAUCCCGCCCGUCCUGUACAGCGCCUUCACGUGGCUGGGCUAUGUCAACAGCGCCGUGAACCCCAUCAUCUAUACAACCUUCAACAUCGAGUUCCGCAAGGCCUUCCUGAAGAUCCUACACUGCUGACCC